Messenger RNA from Neoarthrinium moseri, 2847 nucleotides. RefSeq lists its product as uncharacterized. The record is from RefSeq and is a predicted model, not a curated record. Gene Ontology annotation, biological process: protein O-linked glycosylation via mannose. Gene Ontology annotation, molecular function: dolichyl-phosphate-mannose-protein mannosyltransferase activity. Gene Ontology annotation, cellular component: membrane; endoplasmic reticulum. The coding region runs from base 1 to 2847 and encodes 948 amino acids. Lineage: Eukaryota; Fungi; Ascomycota; Sordariomycetes; Amphisphaeriales; Apiosporaceae. The transcript is spliced from 3 exons.
AUGGCGAAAGCCACCGCAGUGAAGCCCAAGGGCGCCACCUUCAUCACGCCCUCCGCCCCGGCUACCCAGAAGGCGGUAGUCCGAAAGAACGAUGACUACACGAGCGAUGGCGUCGAGGAUAACGAUGUCUUCCUGCUCCCCGUCUCCGAUUACAAUGUCAUGGCCGUAGUGACCAUUGUGGGAGCUAUCGUGCGGCUCUACCGUAUCUACCAGCCCACCAGCGUCGUCUUCGAUGAGGUGCACUUUGGUGGAUUCGCCUCCAAGUACAUCAAGGGUCGCUUUUUCAUGGACGUACACCCCCCGCUUGCCAAGAUGCUGAUUGCUCUGGUCGGCUGGCUCGCUGGUUUCAACGGAGACUUCGACUUCAAGGACAUUGGCAAGGACUACCUGGAGCCAGGUGUCCCUUACGUUGCCAUGAGACUGUUCCCUGCCGUCUGUGGUAUCCUGCUGGUCCCGAUCAUGUUCUUGACCCUCAAGGCUGCCGGUUGCCGCACCGCUACCGCUGCUCUUGGGUCUUCGCUGAUCAUCUUCGAGAACGGCCUCCUCACCCAGGCCCGCUUGAUUCUGCUCGACUCGCCCCUUGUCCUCGCCACCGCCUUCACUGCCCUUGCCUUUACGUCCUUCACGAACCAGCACGAGCAGGGACCUACAAAGGCAUUCCAGGCAAGCUGGUGGUUCUGGCUGGUCAUGACUGGCUUGGGUUUGGGUACCACCUUCAGCAUCAAGUGGGUUGGUUUGUUCACCAUCGCCUGGGUUGGGUCCUUGACACUGGUCCAGCUUUGGGUGCUGCUGGGUGACACCAGAACGGUGACGAUGCGCAUCUUCGCCAAGCACUUUCUUGCUCGUAUUUUCUGCCUCAUCAUCAUCCCCGCCACCUUUUACAUGGCCAUGUUUGGCAUCCACUUCCUCUGCCUCUCGAACCCCGGCGAGGGCGAUGGUUUCAUGAGCUCCGAAUUCCAGGCCACCUUGAACAACAAGGGCAUGCAGGACGUCCCGGCGGAUGUUGCCUUUGGAAGCCGUGUUAGCAUCCGACAUGUGAACACUCAGGGUGGUUACCUUCACUCUCACCCCCUCAUGUAUCCCGGCGGCAGUCAGCAACAGCAGAUCACCCUCUAUCCCCACAAGGACGAGAACAACCUCUGGCUCCUCGAAAACCAGACCCAGCCCCUGGACAUCAAUGGUGAACCAAUCAACGGAACCAACGCCUGGGAUACUGUAUCCAACAUCACCGAGAACUACAUCAAGGAUGGUGAUGUGUUGCGCUUGUACCACCAGCCUACCCACCGCCGCCUUCAUUCCCACGACGUCCGGCCCCCAGUCACUGAGGCUGAGUGGCAAAACGAGGUCUCUGCAUAUGGCUACGAGGGAUUUGCUGGCGAUGCCAAUGACUUGUUCCGUGUUGAGAUUAUCAAGAAGCAGUCGAUUGGCUCCCUUGCCAAGGAGAGGCUUCGGACCAUCGAGACCAAGUUCAGGCUGGUUCACAUCAUGACUGGUUGCGUCCUCUUCUCACACAAGGUCAAGCUUCCCGACUGGGCUUCUGAGCAGCAGGAGGUCACGUGUGCCAAGGGUGGCACCCUUCCCAACAGCGUGUGGUAUGUCGAGUUCAACGAGCACCCGCAGUUUGGUCCCGAUGCCGAGAAGGUCAACUAUGUUCGUCCCGGCUUCUUCGCCAAGUUCUGGGAGUUGCAACAGGUCAUGUGGCGGACCAACGCUGGUCUGGUCGAGUCUCAUGCCUGGGACUCGAGACCUGACUCGUGGCCUAUUCUUCGACGAGGCAUCAACUUCUGGGGCAAGGAGAACCGCCAGAUCUACCUGAUCGGUAACCCCGUCGUUUGGUGGUCUUCCACCUUGGCAGUUGUCCUCUACGUACUCUUCAAGGGCGUUGCGGUGCUCCGAUGGCAACGCAGCUGCAAAGACUACGACAACGCCAACUUCAAGCGAUUCGACUACGAGAUCGGAACGUCUGUUCUUGGAUGGGCCCUCCACUACUUCCCAUUCUACCUGAUGCAGCGUCAGCUAUUCUUGCAUCACUAUUUCCCAGCUCUGUACUUUGCUGUCAUCGCCUUCUGUCAGAUCUAUGACUUUGUCACUGCCAGGUUCCCUAUCCCCGGCAUUCGUGGCAACCCUAUCAUCAACAAAGCCGGAGCAGUUGCCUUGUUGGCGGUGUCUGCUGCUGUGUUUGCGCUGCUGUCUCCCCUUGCCUACGGCAAUGCGUGGACCAAGACGGAGUGCAGUCGCGUGAAGCUGUUCAACACUUGGGACUGGGACUGCAACACCUUCCUCGAUAGCUACGAGGCAUAUGACCAGCAGACUUCAAUCAACGCCAAGAUCGCGCAGACUUCACAGCCUGUUAUCGACAACAAAGCAGCGCCCCCUCCCCCUGUCCAGGAACCACCCCAGCAAGCUCAAAACCCUCAAGUUCCCCCAAACGGGGCCGAGGGCGCCGCGGGAAUCUCCGGGGCGCCCCAGCUCCAGCAGGAUGGCCAAAAAGUAAUCGGCAGAGAAGAGCGGGUGGAAUAUCGGGACCAGGAUGGCAACCUGCUCAACGAAGAGCAGGUGCGGGCGCUCGAAGGCAAGGUCGAGUUCAAAACUCGAUACGAGACGAGGACGCGCGUAGUCGACGCCGCUGGGAACGAAGUCCCAGGCGCCGAGGUGCCCGUCGCCCCGCCGCACCCUGAUGUCGAAGGAGUCGACUCCAGCACCAAGCAAAUUCCUAAGGUUGAUGAUCCUAUUGCAGACGCCGAGAAGCAGAACGUCAUCAAGUCGAAGGACGGAGAAAAGGAAAAGGAGCAGGAGAAGCCCAAGCCGGCAAGCGAAGGCAAUGAGGCCACAGCUCAAAAUGCUUAA